GCGAAAAAGUUCGCGAACUGCAGAGAACAAACAGUACGCGAAUACUGACUGACACGAAUACUGAUCAAAGUCGACGAACACAGUCGGAACGGCCAUGGCGUCCAUGAGGCGUCUUGCCAGGGCACUUACCGCCUCCUCCAAAACCCUAGCUUCCUUUCCUCCCCUCUCCUCGCGUUCUUCUCCCCGCCUUCAGCUCCCUCAGCUCUACAAUCGAGUUUUUGAGCAUCGUGGAUAUUCCAAUGCAUCUGAAGGUCUUCCAUCCAGAUUAAAGAUUGAAAUGUAUUUUCCUGCCAUGUUAGCUGCAUUGUUUGGAGGUGGGCUAAUAAAUGUGGCUUAUGCAGAUGCUGAUGAGGAUGCAGCUAAAAACCCUAUGCCUCCACAGCCUUCUCAAACUUCAAGUUAUAGUGAUCUCGAGGAAACUGCCAAGAAAGAGAGGCUUCGACUUGAAGAGCUGCUUAAGAGCAAAGGAGUGGGAUAUGGCUUUUAUCCUCGAUUUACAGUAGCUGUUAAGGGGCAAAAGGUAACCAUUAGGUUCCAAAUUCCUCCUGCCUGUGAAAUUCCGCUAUUGAUUGCAAAUCUAGUUUCACGUCUCGGAGUGAAAGUUGAUGACAGUGCAUCUGGAGCAGAUAUGUUAUUACGGGCCUGGGACAGUGGUGUAGCUUGGCAACUAACACUUAGCCAACCAAAACAAGAAAGUGGUGAAAAUCAUGCACAAGAAAAGGAUACAAAUGCCACUAAGGAGGAUCUAUGCAUUCUUUUGUUCCGUCCUCUAAUUGGAUCUGAUAAAGCAGAAAUUGAAUUUAUGAAGUCAGGAAGUUUAAGUCCAGAGGAGCUUGAUGCUUUGGUAUCUGUCCUGCAAAUAGCAGGACAACAGAAAACAUUGGCAGUAAGACCGAGGGGUGACGUUGCUAGGGCUCCUCCAAUGGACAAAACUGUUGCCAGUUUGGAGGCCAUGGGAGUGAAGAUUUUUGGACUUACUGAACCUAAUGUAGAUCAUGCAAAACAGGAAAUCUCUUGGGACAACAUUGCCGGCUACAGUCAACAAAAAAGAGAAAUUGAAGACACGAUAUUGCUUGCACUGCAAAGUCCUGAAGUAUAUGAUGAUAUUGCUCGUGGGACACGCUGUAAGUUUGAAAGCAACAGACCAAAAGCAGUGCUUUUUGAAGGUCCUCCAGGUACCGGGAAGACAUCUUGUGCUCGAGUAAUUGCUAAUCAAGCGGGUGUACCAUUAUUAUAUGUGCCGCUGGAGGUUAUCAUGUCGAAAUAUUAUGGCGAAAGUGAGCGUUUAUUGGGAAAAGCAUUUUCACUGGCCAAUGAGCUACCUAAGGGUGCAAUCGUUUUCCUAGAUGAGGUUGAUUCUUUUGCUGUUGCUCGUGAUGGUGAAACACAUGAGGCAACUCGUAGAGUUUUAUCAGUACUAUUGCGACAGAUCGAUGGAUUUGAGCAGGAGAAGAGAGUAGUAGUAGUUGCUGCAACCAAUAGGAAACAAGACCUUGACCCUGCUUUAAUUAGUCGGUUUGAUUCUAUGAUAACUUUCAGCCUCCCGGAUCACCUGACUCGUCGAGAAAUUGCUGCUCAGUAUGCGAAGCACUUGACGCAAUCUGAACUAGCUGAAUUUGCUAAUAUUACAGAAAAUAUGUCAGGUCGAGAUAUCAGGGAUGUUUGCCAACAAGCAGAGAGGCGUUGGGCAUCAAAGAUUAUACGAGGGCAAGCCAAUCCAGGUGAAGGGCAAGCCAAUCAAGGUGAUGAGCAAGUGUCGCUUCCACCUCUCCAGGAAUACGUCGACUGCGCUACAAACCGUCAAAGAUCUCUACUCAGUAUCGAAGGAGAGAAUCGACGCCCCAAUCCUCUGGGGAAAAAACCCCAGUUUGAUUUUGUUUAAAGAUUUUCUUCACUUGUAACAUUAUAAAAGAUUAAUCAUCAAGCUUGUAGCGUGUUGUUGAA
This is a messenger RNA of Coffea eugenioides, 1944 nucleotides long. Its product is annotated as ATPase family AAA domain-containing protein 1. The coding region runs from base 95 to 1882 and encodes 595 amino acids. The record is from RefSeq and is a predicted model, not a curated record. Gene Ontology annotation, biological process: proteasome-mediated ubiquitin-dependent protein catabolic process. The transcript has 14 exons. Gene Ontology annotation, cellular component: proteasome regulatory particle, base subcomplex. NCBI's taxonomy places the organism in Eukaryota, Viridiplantae, Streptophyta, Magnoliopsida, Gentianales, Rubiaceae. Gene Ontology annotation, molecular function: proteasome-activating activity; ATP hydrolysis activity; ATP binding.